Messenger RNA from Seriola aureovittata, 3631 nucleotides. It is a transcript of the gene ifngr1l, whose product is annotated as interferon gamma receptor 1-like. Gene Ontology annotation, molecular function: protein binding. The record is from RefSeq and is a predicted model, not a curated record. The transcript is spliced from 7 exons. Lineage: Eukaryota; Metazoa; Chordata; Actinopteri; Carangiformes; Carangidae. Bases 246 to 1469 code for a protein of 407 amino acids.
GCACCGGCAGCAGCAGCAGCACUUUGUUGUGUCCGCUUUUUAGGAGCACUCCAGCGGAGCGCAGCGAUCGACGCGGCUGGGUCUGGGAGACGAGCUGUCUGACUCUGCCUGUUGUUGUUGUUGUUGUUGUUGUUGUUUCUCCUUGGCGUCAUGAGGGGCCGUUUGAUUUGUUAGUCUUGUAGUAUCGUUUAAGGUUAACUGGAAUAAGAAAAAGGAAACGGUCAUAUUUGGCCUGCAAACGGAAUAUGGAACUCGUUAGCUGUUAUCCACUUUUCCUCCUGGGAUUGUUGUCAGUCUCGCUGGCCUACGUGGAGCCGCCGACCAACGUGACUCUACGCUGCCAUAACCUCCACAACAUCCUGGAGUGGGACUAUGGCAUACUCUUGCCUGACAUUCGAUUUAAAGUCACUAUCCAACCUUAUAGCGGCUCUCUUCUGGUGUUUUGGGUGGAGCCACAAGAGCUACAAUUGGACAUAUCAUCUCUCAGUGAUUCAGGAAAUUCCUAUUAUCUGGAAGUUAUUGCUGUGGUCGGUGAGAAUGAGUCUGAGCCUGCCCCUCGCAAGGGAAUCACUUUCAGCUAUUUCCAGGAUUCUCUGACACGUCAGAAAUGUUCUCUGGACCUCCCACCAGUUAACGUCACCACCGAGCCAUAUGACCAUGUCCAGUACCGCUUCAUCCAUCCGUGGCUGUGGCACCACCAGACGCUGAGUGACAAUCCAAAUCCGAAAAGUCGACAGAAGAAAAGCAAUGAUGCACCUACGAAAAAUCAGCUACCACAGUUCAGUUACGCAGUUCUGGUCGGCAGCCAGAAGAAGCAACACUAUUAUUCAUGUGUGAAGCCGGUGUGUGAGAAAAAGAUCCCAGUGGACAAUGCACAGGAGAAACACUGUCUGAACAUCACAGGAGAAGUGGACCGAAUGGCAGUUAAAUCCACACAGCUGUACUGCGCCAUGCCACUAAUGCCACCGGAGGAAAACAGUUACAUCAUCUACAUCGUGAUCAUCAUGUUGAUUCUCACCACAACUCUUCUUGUCAUUGUCUUGGUGUACAAGAAGAAGACCAGAGCCUCAACUCCAUUUCCCACAUCUAUGUUAAUCAAACCAAAGCGGCCGGACACAGCGGGACCAAGUAAAGAUGAGUUUGCUGUGCCGACAUUGGAGCCUUCCUCUCCCACACCUCUACUCUCUCCACACUCAAAAGAGGAUGAAUUCACACUUACUGUUACUCCCACGUCUGAGCCUGACUUCCGUGGGCGCAUCGGUUUGUCAGGAAAGGGUGAAGAUGUGAGGGACGACGUGGAGGAAGGGCACCUGAACGAUGACAGACAUGAGUACAUGGAAGGCGGCAACUUGGAUGAAGAUGGGACACAAAACUCUAGUGAUGUCUCUUCUGGUUAUGAGAAACGUGAAGUAUUAGUUGACAUGGGGGAGGACGAACUGGCUGAGGGCUACCGAACUCGUAACCUCUGAACAUCGUGGCACAUUGAAUCUUAGGUCAAAUGGGGCUCUUUUAGAAAAUGCCAAGUAAAAAUCAAACCAGGAGCCUUUCCUCCAAAACAGUUGCAUUUUUCUUUUUGGUUACAUUUAUAUGCAAGAGCAGUUGUAAGAAUAAAAACAUUAUUUGAUUACAUAAAAAAAGAGCUAUUUUGAUCCAACACCAGAAUGUCAGCAGCAUAGUAAAACUGUAAAUUUUCAUUAACACUUAUUUGGGUCUCAAUUCUAACAGCCUAUGAUCCAUUCUGCUGCACUUUAACUUUGCAUGCCUAGCAGAGCUAGUGUGUGAUCAUCUUAUAGAUAUAUAAUGUGUUAACAAUAUAUUCAUAUAGUAAGGCUAACUACUAUUCAGAAAAUCUGUCAUCUGUAAAGGGAUUUUAAGCAAUAUCCUUGCGCAGAAUGUAGUGGCCAGGAUUUCAGCAUUGCAAACGAAAGAAAAACUAUAUGACUAAAAAGAAACAACACGUUCCUCACUGGUUACCAGUUCAUUUCAUUUUGAUUUUAAAGUUUCAUUUAUGAGGGAGACUGGCCUUCAGAUCUGUGCUGGUCAGCUCCCUCAUGUCCUCAGGUGCAAACAUUUAUGGUUGUUUUGUAGUUUGGUGUAGAUUAGGUUUGUUUAUUUGUUCAUUUUUAUGUUUUUUAGAGUAGUACUUUGCCAAUGAAAACAAAGGUCAUAUCUUUUUUGUUAUUAUUUCCAAAUCACUGCAUACUGCUGUGCACCUUGUAAUAGAAAGAGAAAAAUAAAGAAAGAUUGUGUUGCACUAUAUUAGAACUGAUCCAAUCAGUUAUAUCACAAAGUGACUUUGACAUUGAUCCCACUGAAGAAAAUAAUUUAGAGGUGAGAGCCUGUAAACCAAAUCCAUCCAGAUGAGGUGGAGGUAGUGAAGUGUUUUGGUUGGUUGAAAGGGAAGAUGCCUUAAAUACAAGAAACACCUUUUCAAUGAGGUUGAUAGUUGGUUGCCAAAAAAAAAUUCUGUGAACCUACUGUAGCUCAGUGAGUUUUGUUGAGUAAUAACAGAAACACAGUGUUGCGAUGUAAAUGGACUGAAAGCUAGAUUUCUGCUUAAGUGAUGACUUGUUGAUUUACCUGACUGAGGUACCUCCUGAGUUUUGAGCGUCCAUCAGAUCUCCUUUUUAAAACAUUUAUAAACAUUUAUGUACAGUUGCAUCCCAUCUGUUGCAUGCACGCAAGCAUUACCAUAUUCAUCAGUUACUGAGCUGAGUAGUCAAAAUACUGUGUUGUGUUCACUGCAGAAUACUAUGUCUUCUAAAUAUCCUUGCCUAUUUGUACUGCUCUUUUUUCUUCCAUGAUUCAGAUGCUUGUAUCUACUAAUAUCUACCGAGACUAGUAGCACCUUUUAGAGUAAAAUGUUUGUCAGGGAAUCUUUAACUCCUGUGAUGUUUUUCUCAGUGAAAUGAAAUGUCUGGGCAGGUAUAGUCACAAGUUUCAAGUCUCCUUCACCUCACCUCACCUGCUGGUAGAUCAGGCGGAGGAGAACAAGGGGGAAAUCGAUAAAUUAUUCCUUGGAAAUAAGAAUGUCAGUGUCUACAUGCUUUUAGUGCCAUUUACAAGAACUGCACUUAUUAGACUUUGUGCCUUAUAGUGUUAUGGUGAGUUUUUGGGUUAAAUACAUUGUACAUAUUUAAAAUGCAUUUUGUUUUUCUGGUAACGCACAGUACUGCGCAAAAAGUUUAGACACUAAAAGUAUGAAAAAUAUUAUUUCAAAAAUAAUGCUGCAAGUCGUUCUUAUUCAUAUGAAGUGCAGAACAACCCGUUUAUUACAGGACUCAUUGUUCUUGGCUCUGAAGAUACAGUAGUUCUUUAUGACUCUGUCUGUAUGUUUGGGGACACUGUCUUGGUGCAGAAUGAGCUUCAGACCUCCCUGCUGAUAUUUGUGCGAGGGAGAAGAAUCUAAAGCUUUUGCACAGUACUGUAUCUCGUAACCUCCCAAGUUUGUUAAUAAUGCUGAUUGCAAUCAUGUUGCUGUAACAGGAAAAAUUUUGCUUUUUGUGUGUGUUUAUGUGUGUUCACAUGCUCAAAACUACUGUUUGAUUUUUUUGAUUUCAUUUUACUUAAUAUCUGUAUUAACUACCUUUUCCUGUUUUGCAUUUUUUUCUAAUAAAGGCUAUAAUGUGUA